AUUUGAACGAUUUGACAUGGGAGUCAGUAAAGCAAAGAUUGAUGGCUCAGUUUUGUCGACCCAAGUUAUCACAAGACUACUUUGACGAAGUUUUACGUUUUCAAAUCGGGUCCAAGGAGACUGCACCAGAAGCUGGAUUACGCUUGUGGAAUAUGAUCGAACGAAUUCCUAAGACACAAUUGGAAGAAGAAGCGAUAACUGGUUUUGUCAUAUCUGUAUUGUGCCAAAAGGAUGGCAUUAUACGUCGCGAAUUGAAUGCCCAUGCUAUUACUACUAAAGCUCAGCUUUUCAGAAUCUUAGGCGGCAUUUCAAUUAAGCGACGAUUCGACGCCACUGAAACUCAAGAACCUGAAUCGAAGCGACCACGUACAACAGAUGCUAGAUUUCCUGGCAAAUGUCAUUGGUGUGGCAUCUCUGGACAUAGACAAUCUGAGUGCAGAAAGCGACGAGCAGAUACUUCUGCGACCUCUAACCAACAAGAUGCUUCAACUCCGGCGCGUACUUCCGAGAAGACUUCAACAGUAACUUGCUACAGCUGCGGGAAUCCUGGACACCUAGCUACGCAUUGUCAAGAAAAGAAGAGCACUAGUAAAGUUGCUGAAAGGAAGGAGGUCAACCUUUGUGAACAACGACUGUCGAGGGGUGUCUUGAGGACGUCGUCCGAACUGCAACACAAAGCGCCCGAGGACGGUCGCAUGUCAGUCCGGCCGUGACGGCGCUUCGCCAGCGCCAUCUUUUAGAUUACGGUGGAACUAGAUUGACGACUCUCAGCCGUCGGUCUGGCGGAGCGUUGGGUCGAUGGUUGGCGCCGCCAUGUUGAAUGUCAGAAUACUUUUGAUUUUCAACGAGCGCACCACGUCACCGACGAAUCGCUUUUGUUCUGCGUAAUCUUGCAUCAUUUUUGAUUGAAAGUGUUUAAAAUUAAGAGAAUAAGAGAUUUCCUAUCUACCAGUGUCUUUAUUUUGUGGAAAAUCGUUUUGAUUAGACAUUAAAUAGCAUAUGAUUGUGAAGUGA
This is a messenger RNA of Leguminivora glycinivorella, 1014 nucleotides long. RefSeq lists its product as uncharacterized. Bases 42 to 713 code for a protein of 223 amino acids. Lineage: Eukaryota; Metazoa; Arthropoda; Insecta; Lepidoptera; Tortricidae. Gene Ontology annotation, molecular function: nucleic acid binding; zinc ion binding. The record is from RefSeq and is a predicted model, not a curated record. The transcript is spliced from 2 exons.